CUGCGCCUCAGAAUGCGAGCGCCGUGACGUUUAGCUUUUAAUUUCUUUGGCACGCUCUUCCAAAUUCACUUUCCUUUAAUUCGCGUCGCGUGUCACCGUGUAUGUUUGCACUCGUACGUACAGCCGCGCCCAAAUAGCUAAGCUGUUUUGUCUUUCACCGAAUCGUCUUCGUGUGGGGAAAAAAAAAUGAAAGAGAGAGAGGGAACGACGUACCGCGCAAGCUACUUAACCUUCUUGCCGGGCGAAAUAUUUGCUCGGAACUCGGAACACUUCGGUUCUUCUUUCUCAAUUUUUUUGCGGUUACCCCUUCCACGUUGUCUUUAUAUCGAUGGUUGACUCUUAGCCUUUAAAAAUGUAUUAUCAUUAUAAUGGGUGACGGCUUGACGUAAACAAUACGAGUAUUCACUCGCUUUCGCUAAAUUUUCGUAGUAGUUCUGUAUGAAAAUUUCACUAUAACCUCAAUCCAAAGUGAGAGGGAGUGUCAGAAAAAAAGUGCCAAUGUAAAAAGUGCCAGCUGUGUAGGAAGUCUGCCAUUAGGAUGGGCAAGCUCUUGUCAAAGAUCUUUGGCAACAAGGAAAUGCGCAUUCUCAUGCUGGGCUUGGAUGCAGCCGGCAAAACCACUAUUUUGUAUAAACUUAAAUUAGGACAGUCAGUGACGACUAUACCAACCGUAGGAUUUAAUGUGGAAACAGUCACGUAUAAAAAUGUUAAAUUCAAUGUGUGGGAUGUAGGAGGACAAGAUAAAAUACGUCCAUUAUGGCGUCAUUAUUAUACAGGAACACAAGGAUUAAUUUUUGUUGUCGAUUGUGCAGAUAGAGAUCGAAUUGAUGAAGCUCGACAGGAAUUACAUAGAAUUAUAAAUGACAGAGAAAUGCGAGAUGCCAUUAUCCUUAUUUUUGCCAAUAAGCAGGAUCUUCCAGAUGCUAUGAAACCGCACGAGAUCCAGGAGAAGCUCGGACUGACGCGAAUACGAGAUAGAAAUUGGUACGUGCAACCUUCUUGUGCCACAACGGGAGAUGGACUUUACGAAGGCCUCACGUGGCUGACCAGUAAUCAUAAGUUAUGAGCAAGUGGUUGAACCUCUGUCACCACUUCAUAAAACAAUUCCAUUAUAGUGCCGCAAGAUAUGUGUAUAAAAACGAAGUCGCGUGUGCCUAUAUGAGAAUAUGGAAAAUAAAACAAUUCGUUGAAAUUCCUUCUACAGAAUGGAAAAAACAUACAUAAAAAAGAAAAGAAUUAUGAAUAAUAGCACAAUGGAUAAGUGAUGGUUAAAUAAGGUAUAUAAAAUAGUUAUGUCGUCGAUUUUUCAUAGUUACAAAUGGAAGUAGUUGUUAACUUUGGUAAAAGGGUUCAUUUUGAUCGGUUAAUUACUCAGAAAAUAAAUUGAUAGGGAGACGAAUACUGUAAAAAAAAAAAAUAAAAUA
Molecule: messenger RNA, 1424 nt
Organism: Ceratosolen solmsi marchali
Lineage: Eukaryota; Metazoa; Arthropoda; Insecta; Hymenoptera; Agaonidae
Gene: Arf51F
Product: ADP-ribosylation factor 6
Exons: 5
Coding region: 539-1066 (175 amino acids)
Molecular function (GO): GTP binding; GTPase activity
Source: RefSeq, a predicted model, not a curated record